Cicer arietinum (chickpea) is the source of this 708-nucleotide messenger RNA. Its product is annotated as upstream activation factor subunit UAF30. NCBI's taxonomy places the organism in Eukaryota, Viridiplantae, Streptophyta, Magnoliopsida, Fabales, Fabaceae. The record is from RefSeq and is a predicted model, not a curated record.
UGAAAUAUGUGUGCAAUGGAUCAGCAAUGAUUCGGGAAAAGGGGAGUAUUUUUUUGGAACUGAGUAGGGCAUUUUUUUGGUAGGGGAAUCCUUGUUCAUCCCUAAAACCUGUUUAAUUUUGUAGCCUCCUUCCUUUUAACAGUUCAAUCCCUUCUCCUCUGAAGUUGAUUGCAAGAAUGCUUCCUCAGCGCAUGAAAAAAGCUGUUACUGAUAACCCUAAAAAGCUUGCCAACUUGAUUGACCUCGUUAACCUUCCUUCCACUCUCAGAGACUUCAUCGGUCAAUCUCAAACUUCUCGUUUAUCUUGCUUCAUGCGUGUUUGGUCUUACAUCAAAACCAACAAUCUCCAGGAUCCAAAUAACAAGAAUGUGGUGAACUGUGAUGAGAAGUUGAAAGGUAUUUUACUUGGGAAACCUCAGGUUGAUUUAGCAGAACUUCCAGAACUUAUCAAGCUACAUUUUCCGAAAGAGCCAAAGUGAUAUUAGUAUAGGAGCCUAGCAGUUGAAGCACUAAAUCGGGAAGUAAUCUUUUUGCUGUAUGAAUGGAUUAAUCUUAUUACAUGUAAUCCAACUUAAAAAUGUCCUGUAUUGCUGCGGGAUUUUGCAUUUCAUAAAUUUUGUAUUUAAGAAGCUUUCUCGUUGCAGUUAUGAUUUUGUAUGCAUAGAUUGUGUGUAUUAUCAUUUAUGCAGAGUCAUGUUUUUCUUUGAA